Syzygium oleosum is the source of this 483-nucleotide messenger RNA. RefSeq names its product probable small nuclear ribonucleoprotein G. Gene Ontology annotation, cellular component: precatalytic spliceosome; U1 snRNP; U4 snRNP. Gene Ontology annotation, molecular function: RNA binding. NCBI's taxonomy places the organism in Eukaryota, Viridiplantae, Streptophyta, Magnoliopsida, Myrtales, Myrtaceae. The record is from RefSeq and is a predicted model, not a curated record. The coding region runs from base 105 to 344 and encodes 79 amino acids. The transcript has 4 exons. Gene Ontology annotation, biological process: mRNA splicing, via spliceosome; spliceosomal snRNP assembly.
CGUCUUCCUUCGACACUCUAGGGUUUCGGGAGGAUCGUGCUCUGCAACUUCACCGCUCCAAGAAAACCUCCUCCGUCCCGCUCAUCUCCGCGAAAGUCGCCGCCAUGAGCAGAUCGGGCCAGCCGCCGGAUCUCAAGAAGUACAUGGACAAGAAGCUCCAAAUUAAGCUUAACGCGAAUAGGAUGGUUGUUGGAACACUCCGUGGGUUCGAUCAGUUCAUGAAUCUAGUGGUAGAUAAUACUGUUGAAGUGAAUGGGAAUGAGAAGACUGACAUCGGGAUGGUGGUUAUAAGGGGAAACAGUGUUGUUACUGUGGAAGCUCUCGAACCCGUGAACAGGACAUAGUUCAUUUAGCUAUGUAUUUGGUAGAUUUAACAAGCUCUUUACUUGCAGUUGAUUCUGAUGCUGCCAAGUUGCUUGUAAGGAGGAUGUUGUAUAAACUCAACCUAUCUUAUGCUUAAUGAAAUGUUGGCCUUCAAGUCGA